Messenger RNA from Diabrotica balteata, 556 nucleotides. Lineage: Eukaryota; Metazoa; Arthropoda; Insecta; Coleoptera; Chrysomelidae. The record is from the annotation of a GenBank genome assembly.
AUGAUUGUUUUGGCAAUAACUUUGUGUUUACUUGUAAUAUCUGCACAGGGACAAAUUCCUGUUGAUAAAUGUCCAAAUGUUAAAGGAGUGGCAAAUUUCGAUGGACGUGCAUAUUUGGGAGACUGGUACGAACUAGGCAGAUAUCCAACUUUACUGGAAGAUCACGGAAAAUGUGUUGUCACCAAUAUUGCAGUAAACAGCGAUGGAUCUAUAAAGAGUCGUACUCAAUAUAUUAAUUCCGUGACAAAUGAGACACACGUCCUCGAAGGAGAAGCCCAACCAGGUUCAACAACUGGAGAAGGCAAAUUUCUUAGUACAUUUCUUAAAUCCAGAUGUAACUGUACCUUUUUGGGUUCUUGGUACAGACUAUGAAGGAUACUCUGUAGGUUUCUCCUGUUUUGAACGAGAUAGUGUUACUUUAGAGAGUCUUUUCCUUACAACAAGAACUCCAAAUCCAUCACGAGAUCAGGUAGAUGCCAUUAUCCAAGUUCUCGAAGACAACGGUAUCGAUCUAUUGCCAAUAAUCUUAACAGACCAAGAAGAUUGUACUUAUUAG